This is a messenger RNA of Portunus trituberculatus (swimming crab), 4484 nucleotides long. RefSeq lists its product as uncharacterized. The transcript is spliced from 7 exons. Bases 228 to 3107 code for a protein of 959 amino acids. The record is from RefSeq and is a predicted model, not a curated record. NCBI's taxonomy places the organism in Eukaryota, Metazoa, Arthropoda, Malacostraca, Decapoda, Portunidae.
CGACCCUCCUCUAGGUCAGAUCGCUCGCUGCCACUGUCAAGGCCACGUGCUUUCCCCGGCUCUCCGUUACUGCGCCGGUGUGGCUUCUUGGUCGUCCGUUAUAAGAAGAAAGAUUGACUAGAAUAGUGAACCUGGUUUCUGAACAGAGUGCUGCAGUGCUCCAUCUGAGUGAAAUAUGUAAUGCUAAUCCACUGUGUAUAUUGCACUGAGCAGUGAACACAGCAGAAAUGGGGCUGUUAAAACAAUUAGUGAUUACUGUGCUGGUGAUUGGCGUGUCGUCCACUAACACCGAGCAGCCUCCUGAAACCACCGUCAGUUCAACUCCUACACCAACUCCUUCCUCCAGUCUUCCUGUGAUAUCGUCCUCAACCAUCGAACCUCCAGCCGAUAUCAAGGAGCCGAGUGAGGCCCCUGUGGUGCCGAGUGCGUCGAUCAGACAAGUGGAGACUCCAGCCGUGGUUGAAGAGGUCCCUUCUAACUGGUCAGAUGACUUGUCCACGCCCGAGGACGAAGUGUAUAACGAAGAAUAUGUAGAUGAUCAUGAAUAUGCUGAAUACCCAGGAUACUAUUAUUAUGAUGAAGAAUACGUCUACGAGGACUACGAGACGUAUAAUGGUAACGACACUGAGUUCCCCACAGAGGAGGACUUCCAGAAAAAUGUUCCUGCAUCUCUCCACGAUGACAAGGAGCUCAUCAUCAGUAGAGAUAAUGUGGUACCUAUAAUAAAAACACUAGUUCUAGCAUGCACUGGCAAGCAGAAUCCCACUUACGCUGAGUUGCUGAAGGCUGGAGGCCUGACGGCUUUUAAGACGAGUCUCAAGCACCUCGGAGACGAGAAACUGGGAGUCAACCUUCUCACGCUAGCGAAGAAACUCACAUCAGUAUUAGACAACGACGAAAGCGAGAAAGAUGCAGAGGAAGAAUUCUUGAGUGAAAUGGCUCAGGAAUUCCUUGGAUCUCAUCGCUUCAAGUUAGUACUUCCGGAGAGUAUUUUGCUGCAUGAAGAGGAGCUUAAGGAACUGCUGGCCAAGCGCAUGGAGGAAUCCGAAGUGGAAGGGCGCUCAGCCACCAGCGAGGAGAGUCAGCUGACGAUCUUCAUGCCUCGUUCAGACCCUGGCGUCACCACUUUGUUCUCCUUCAGCCCUGCUUGGGUAGCACUGUUAACGGGCUUGCUGUCUAUCCCCUACUUCAUGUCUGACGACUCGCCACCACCCGUGGCCCGCGCUGACCGGCUGCGCCAUCCCUUCCGUCAGCUGCGUCCCCCCAGCUUGCCUCCUGCUCUCCAACACCAGCAGCUGCGAAGGGAUCAAACUGACGGUCCGCCACAAAACCAGCCAUUAGAUGAAGAAUUCUUGGAGUACAAGAAAAAAUAUGCUCAGUGGUACCACCAGUGGUAUCUGAAGCAUAAAGAAUACUACGACAAGAACUAUCCAUUCAACCCACAAGGUCAAACUCGAGUCCGUCCUCCACCAGUCGGGCAUCCACCACCCGUCAAGCAUGCAAAACUCCCAGGAGGCCCCAGGGUACCACCUACCCCUCGUCGGAAGCCUAAACCUCCUCCACAGAGACGUCGCAAACCAGCUAUACAGAACACUCCGCCACAAAGGGGGCCUCCAAAGCUCCGCAGGGUUCGUCCAGGACGCCUGCCCCCUAAGCGCCUGCCUCCCCCAACCCGUCCUCAAGCAGAAGGAUUCCGUGAUGCAGACCACAGCCCAGUGAACGAUGUUACAAAGAUCCACCCGAAUACAUUUGGAACAUUCCAGAGCGAGGGUAACCACGGAGACUCUCACUUCCGGGUGUUCCACGGUCAAGAAGGCCCCACCCCAGCAAGUGUGCCAGUGCCAGUGCCAGUGCCAGUGCCCUCAAAGGUUCCCAGCCCACAGCCAGUAUACAUUCCAACAACAAAUGCUCCCCCAACCACGGAGACUGGUUUUAAGCCCAUCAUCAAGCCAGACGCUCCUGUGUCAGACGACGCGCCUCUAGUGCGGACUCAGACAGUUAGCGAGUCAGUCCUUGUACCUAAACAGGUGAAGCCGAACUUCAGGCCGCCGAAGCAAGAUGACCUAUUAGUGAAGGACAAGCCGACCCCUGGGCCUAAAAAGACUCCAGUAACAGUGCCGGAGCUCGCCCCCGGUGGCUUCAAGCCCAUUCCUUGGCUGACCGGCGUUUCCCCCGAGACCACUACACGCAGGGUAUCCAGCGUCACCUCUGGCGUAUUCAAAACAACGCCUGAAAAUGUUCCGACGGAGCCCACCACCCCUCGACCGGCAGUUUUCGUGAGGACGGAGAAGAGUGUGAGAGUGGUGACGUCAUCAUCCGUUGUCGCUCCCCAAGCUCACCAGGCUCCUGUGAAGCAGGUGCCGAGAAAACAGAGUCGUCACCAGGAGUCACAAUCAUUUCCUCACAGUCUGCAGGUGACUGCGAGUUUGCAGGCUGAGGAGAGCAAACCGACUGCCAUCGUAGAGGCCGUGCCUGUUGGACCACAGUUCUUGAGGAGCCACCAUCCGCCACCUGCUGUCGCCCCUGGACCCAAUGUUCUCAGCCGAGGCAGCGUCAGAACCAAUGUCCCCACUAACAUAAGGGUAGUGGACCACCGUCGGCCUCAGGGCUUUGGACUUGGACCUAAACCAAGCGAAGUGAUCGCACCAUCAACCACCACCACCACCACCACCACUACCACUACAAGCACCACUCAAGCUCCCCUCUCCACACCCACUACCGUUCCCGUCUUUGCUUUGGAUCCCUUCUACGGAUCCAGACUCUCCCGCAUCGACGUCAUCUUCCACCAGCUCAAGGUCGAAGGAGAAGGGUGCAGGGAGCAGGUGGUGUGCAACAUCUACAAGAAUCCAGAAGCCUUCACACCCUUCAGUGACUUCCUCUCCCGCCAACUGACAGUAACUCUGGAGGAGCUGAGAAGGCCUAAGGUGUCUGAUGAGAGGAUCCUGCGGUUCUUCCGCUACCUAAAGGCAGCGCGAGAUGGCCAGGACGGUGGAGAGUGUCUUGUCCUGUACUCAGAUUGCGCCCAGGACACCAACGCGCUCUCCCACCAGCCCAUCCUAAACACUUACCAGAAAGUGUCUCGUCUUAUGGAUGUGUCCUCUAGCUAGAGAGAGGUUUGCAGUCCCGACCCUCUAUGUGAACUUCUAGGCUAGUGUGCUACAGACAUUGAAAAAAGUUCGUUCUGAUGGUGAUAUAUUCCCAUGAUUUUGAAUCACAGAGACAAAGGACACAACCACUGACCAGUCUGUCAGAGGUAACAAACAAAAAGGCAUUUUUGAAAACUUAUUUCUUACCCACUCUGGGUGGGAGAAGGAUAUUUAAGUUUGGUGACAAAGAUUCCCCCUCAUUGCUUCAUGGUGUAAGAAAUGUGCACGCAGUCUGUUGUCUUCUAUGUAGGUGAUGAGGAAAAACUUCUCUAAAAAUGACGGACGUAUUAGGCGAAGAGAGAAAAUUGGGAUCACCCAGUCAGUAAGGUUCGCCAGUUCAAUGACUCCAGAAGGUCAAAGUGACUACCAGUUUUUUGUUCCCCUGACCCAGAGAAGCGCAGCUGGUCUUGGGAUGCUACCUGGCGCUCCCAUUCAGCUCGUAACAUUUAGCAAGUCUUGCUGGUUGUUUUCAGUCUCACUUCAUCCGCUGUCAUGAUUCCUGGCAUUAAGUAAUACUCAAGCUUGUGACGUACGGUUCAAUGCACAGUUUGAGAUAGAAAAUAUAUCUUUUUCGAGUAGCGAAAUGUGAAUCUUAUCUUAGUAUUGCUGAAAAGAGAGGAGAGGUACAAAGACUGUCACCUCCGCAAUGAAAAACAACACAAAGUCAUCAUCGCACACUGACGCUUACAUAUACAAGCUGCUGUUAUAUUUGUUCCUUGUAUUAGGCGCCAGUGUAGAUAGCCUUGCGUGUGACAAGUGUUGUGUUGCUACGCUCACGUUCCAAAGUCUUGACAUCGUUUAGAAGAUAAACAUUUAGUAUUCUCUUCCUCUCCCUGUCACCUCCAUUCCUGGCGGCUGACCUGGCACGUUGGUCUUCGGUGCCUUUUGCCAAAUCUGCUCAGUGUUGCUUGCUCCAUGUUUACUUGCUUUCUCUGGCACGUCCUUCCCCCACACACACACACACACACACACACACACACACACACACACACACACACACACACACACACACACAUGCACGCACACAUAUAUACCGUCGCAUCACAAGGCCAGACAUGACCUUGAUAACUCAGGUUUUUCUCUCUCUCUGUGUUUCAUGUUACUCUUGCGACGCUGGCAACCAUGUCUCACUUCUUCCCUAGUUGUAAUGUUUUCGCUCUCAUACUUUGAUCACCUCCUUGUUUACCGUCUAAGUUAUUUAUAUAUUUAUUGAUUUAUUUAUGUCUAAUUUAAGUGAGAAGGAAAAGGUUAAUCGUGUUCUGUGGUUACAUAACACAAGGACGUGAAUUCAUGGAUAAGAGUUUCAUACGUUAUUCAAUAAAGUUACGAGUGUGUGAA